This is a messenger RNA of Mercenaria mercenaria, 1511 nucleotides long. RefSeq lists its product as uncharacterized. The record is from RefSeq and is a predicted model, not a curated record. Gene Ontology annotation, cellular component: nucleus. Gene Ontology annotation, molecular function: DNA binding. The coding region runs from base 29 to 745 and encodes 238 amino acids. Lineage: Eukaryota; Metazoa; Mollusca; Bivalvia; Venerida; Veneridae. The transcript is spliced from 4 exons.
ACCGAUUAAACAUUGUCAUAUAUUCAAGAUGCCAAAAAACUACACAGAGGAAGAUCUUUCCCGAGCAGUUUCAGCUGUGAAAAGAAAUCAGUUAACUGUGACUCAGGCUGCCAAAGAAUAUGGCCUUCCUCGGACAACACUUACCGACCAUGUAAAGAAUCCUGAAACCAGGACAAAGAAAGGUCCACAAAAACAGCUUACUAAGGAAGAAUCGGAUGGUCUAGUGGCAUUCGUACUGUACAUGGCGGGACACGGGUUUCCGAUGACCAGACUAAUGGUUCGAUGCUACGUUCAGGAGAUCGUACGACGUUCCGGUCGUACAACGUUAUUUAACUUAGAAAAAGGUCCAAGUGACGAAUGGUUCAGGAAACUUAAAGCUGACUAUCCACAGCUGGCCUUCAGAAAACCUGAGAACCGCGACAGGGGUAGGAGCAGAAUGUCCAAUAAGAAGGUCGUCAACGACUUUUUUCAGUUCUGGUCUGAUACGCUGCAAAAACAUGGCUUACUAGAUAAACCAUCACAGGUUUACAACUGUGAUGAAACCGGCUGGUCUGGUAAGGAAACUGCUCGCGGGAAAGUUAUAGGGCCAAGGACAGGUCACGUGUUCCAGCAGAAGGUAAUGACAGCUGAUCACCUCACAGCACAUUUAUGUGUUUCGGCAGACGGGAUAUAUAUCCCAACCAUGGUGAUUUUUAAAGGUGGAAUGCCACAUCGCAAUUACAAGGAUGGCUUGCCAGGAUCAUGACUUUUUGCUACUUCAGAAAGUGGAUAUAUGGAUUCUGAAUUAUUUUUUGAGUGGUUUGAGAAAGCAUUCUUGCCUAACUGCGGGAGAGCUCGUCCAGUGCUGCUUCUCAUGGACAAUCAUGAUUCUCACAUCUCUCUGCCUUUGAUUGAGAAAGCUAGAACAGAGGGUGUUAUUCUGGUAGGGUUACCUUCGCAUACAACACACUUCUUGCAGCCACUCGAUGUCCGUGUUAUCGGACCACUUAAGAAAAAGGUUGGCACACUAGCUUCAAGUGUUGGCUUUGCACGGCCAGGUUGUACCAUUGGUAAGUCUCGACUGCCAGUACUACUGAGCUAUGCAAUUGACAGUACACCCCCGACAACAGUCAAAGAAGCUUUCAGACUUGCUGGCAUAAUGCUAGUCAACCCUGAGGUAAUCGACGUGAGUCAACUAAUUCCCCCUACCUUUGCUGGUGACACUGUGUGUGAUGAAUCAGAAGAGCCCACUCAGACGUGCGAAACCUGUGGACAGUUUAUCGGCCAGAAUCCUUUAGUAAAAAGGAGAGUCGUGCCAGCUUCUCUGGCAGAAGUUCUUGUACCGCUACCAGCAAAACCAUUGUCAGAGAAGAAAAAGAUGGGCAGAGUUGUUAUAAGCGGCAGGGUGAUAUCGGGAGACGAGAUGUUGCAAGUAUUAAAGGUAGUUUGAGUAUCAAAGUUAGUAUGAUAAAGAGUAAAACGCACACACUGUACAUAAGUAAAAUUUACUGAAUAGCUUUGAGCGCAUCGUG